GUUCAUUUCCCUAGUUGCGCGCACCAUAGUCUCAAUCACUCUCACUGGUAGGACUUCAGUUUGAAAUAACUUGGCCUGUCCAAAAGCUUUUGUAGAAUGGCAACUAAUAUGCGUGGCCUCACGCAGUUUAUUGCAGAUAUUCGUGGUGCUAGAGUUCGGGAGUUGGAGGAGAAGAGAAUUAACAAGGAGAUGGCCAAUAUACGAAAGAAGUUUAAAGAUGGGAAUUUAGAUGGCUAUCAGAAGAAAAAAUAUGUCGCAAAAAUCAUCUUCACCUAUAUUUUGGGCUACAAGAUAGAUAUUGGUCAUAUGGAGGCUGUCAAUCUUAUCUCGAGCUCAAAGUAUAGCGAAAAACAAAUAGGUUAUCUAGCAGUAACCUUGCUCAUGCACGAAAAUUCAGAUUUCCUGCGUUUAGUUGUCAACUCUAUCCGCAAAGAUUUGGACGAUAACAACGAGAUCAACAACUGUCUGGCACUACAUGCCGUCGCAAACGUUGGAGGCAGUGAAAUGGCGGAGGCUUUGGCAGAAGAUGUACAUAGAUUAUUGAUAUCUCCAACAUCCCGGAGUUUUGUAAAGAAAAAGUCAGCGUUGACAUUACUCAGGCUAUAUCGAAAACAUCCUAGAGUCAUUCCUGCUUCUGAAUGGGCACAACGCCUCGUAUCCAUCAUGGAUGACCACGACCUCGGUGUGGUGCUAUGUGUCACUAGUUUAAUUACAGCUCUAGCCCAAGACCAUGUUGAGGCUUUUUCAGUAUGUUACACCAAAGCGGUGGAUCGAUUAUAUCGACUAGUGAUUGGACAUGAAUAUCCGGCAGCAUAUGCAUACUAUAAAGUGCCAUCUCCCUGGUUACAGGUGAAGUUACUUCGUUUACUGCAAUACUACCCUCCUUCAGAAGAUCCAGCUAUCUACUCUGUUCUCCAUCAAGUCGUGCAGGCCACUCUGAGUGCCGGGGCCGAGACAUCAAGGCAUAUACAACAUAACAAUGCUCAACAUGCAGUUUUGUUCGAAGCCAUAAACCUUACUAUCCACUUGGGCGUUAAUACUCUUGUUAGUACAGCUGCAAUGCUUCUGGCACGUUUUAUUUCUUCCAAGGAGACAAACGUACGCUAUCUUGGACUAGAUGCCAUGGCCCGCUUGGCUGCCCGUGCCGAUUCAUUGGAGCCAUUAAAGAAACAUCAGGGUACCAUUGUUCUAUCUCUUCGCGAUAGGGAUAUAUCUGUUCGCCGGAGGGCACUUGACAUGCUCUAUAGCAUGUGCGAUGCAGACAACUCAGAGCUUAUCGUCGGCGAGCUUCUGCGUUACCUCCGAGUCGCCGAUUAUGCGUUACGUGAAGAAAUGGUUCUCAAAAUUGCCAUCCUAACGGAAACCUAUGCCUCCUCCUACAAGUGGUACGUGGAUACCGUUUUGCAGCUCAUCAAUGCAGCUGGCGAUCAUGUUGGGGACGAGGUCUGGUAUCGUGUGGUACAGAUCAUCACAAACACAGAAGACUUACAAGAAUAUGCUGCUAAAGUUGUUUGUGAAUACCUGAAGGCACCAACAGCGCACGAAAGCUUAGUGAAGAUAGCAGGCCAUGUACUCGGCGAAUAUGGUCAUUUAAUUGCAAAUGAGCCUGGGUAUAGCCCUAUAGAGCAAUUCCAGAUCUUACACAUCAAGUCACAGUUUUGCGUGGCUUCUACGCGCGCUCUGCUUCUUUCCACCUACAUCAAAUGGGUGAAUGUUUUCCCUGAAAUCAAAACACAGCUUAUCAAUAUAUUUGAACGUUACCGUCACGUUCUGGAUGCGGAGUUGCAACAGCGUGCUUGCGAAUAUUAUGCGCUUGCCUGUAGACAAGAUGAUGACGAUAUGCUGCAAAAUGUAUGUGAAGAAAUACCUCCCUUCCUUCCCCGAGAAAGUGCCUUGCUGGGACGUCUACACCGUAAACGUGGCAAUGCAGAACACAGGCCAUUCUGGGUUCACGGAAAAAUAGAAUCAAGUAUAGAGCGCCCGGUUAUUAAAAGUUCUUCAACUUCGAACCAAAUUUAUGACGGCCAUGGUGCUUAUCCUGUGCAGAUGGGUGAUCCUAGUGUUGUCAGAUCUUCAGACGGACUCCUCCAUUGCUCUCCAGCUACAGCAUCGCAACCAGGCACUGUACCACCUUUAUCGCACCCUACCAUUAAUCCAGGCCUCCGUCUUACACUUGGACCCGAUAUUGACCGCUGGUUCGUGGCCCUGACACAUACUGAAGACGGGAUCUUGUACGAGGACGUACAAAUUCAAGUUGGAGUUAAGUCGCAAUACCAAGGCCAUAUUGGCCAGGUGGCCGUUUACUUGGGUAACAAACUUUCGGCUCCUUUGUCAUCCUUUACUGCGAUUGUAGGUGUCACUCAUCCGGAAGCACUGUCGGUAUCAUUCGCGAAGAUACCUCCGAGUACAAUCCCUUCGCGUACUCAAACUCGGCAUAUGUUACAUGUAACUUGCAAAAAAGCAUUUACGGAUCCUCCAACCAUCACUGUAUCUUUCUUGGCCGGUUCACACCAGUCCAUUUCGAUUCGACUGCCCAUCGUUGUUACCAAAUUCUUUCAACGCGUAAAAUUAAGUCAGUCCGAGUUUUUUCAACGUUGGCAGUUGAUUGGUGGCCCACCUCGGGAAUCCCAGAUUGUGUUUCCUAUCUUAUUGGAUAGCAACGGAGAGGUUGACAUUGACAAGCACCGACACAUCGUUAUAGGUUUUCAUUUGGAAAUCCUUGUCAACAUUGACCCCAAUCCAAAUAACAUUGUAGGUGCAGGCAUUUUCAACAUGUCGAUUGAUGGAAAGGUUGGAUGUCUUUUAAGACUGGAGCCAAACAGAGAGGCGAAGCUUUGUCGACUGACGGUAAGGAGUACUUCGGCAGAAGUUGCUUUAUUAGUACGGAGAGUCCUUGAAACGGCACUGAAAGCAUAGUGUAACCCUUGUUCGGAUCUGAAACCACGUUGCAGAUUUCGCUCCGGUUGUUUCCCUGUGAGGGGGAAUAAGUGGAUGGUGGAUGAUUGGUUACAGGUAUCAGCUACAUGUGAAAUGUUAGACCUACGCCCGACUAUAGCUUUUUAUGUUGGGAUAGAAUCUUUGCCAAACUAGUUGCCACACCAUACUAAGGCUUGAAGCAGGU
Serpula lacrymans var. lacrymans S7.9 is the source of this 3121-nucleotide messenger RNA. RefSeq lists its product as uncharacterized. NCBI's taxonomy places the organism in Eukaryota, Fungi, Basidiomycota, Agaricomycetes, Boletales, Serpulaceae. The transcript is spliced from 11 exons. Gene Ontology annotation, cellular component: membrane coat; AP-2 adaptor complex. The record is from RefSeq and is a predicted model, not a curated record. Bases 97 to 2916 code for a protein of 939 amino acids. Gene Ontology annotation, biological process: clathrin-dependent endocytosis; intracellular protein transport. Gene Ontology annotation, molecular function: clathrin-cargo adaptor activity.